AUGGGCAAGAAGAAGAGCACCAGUGCCUCAGACGUGGCCAAAGUCAGCCGUGACUGCAGCGCCUCCGCCAUAUCCAACCGUGACGUGAACAAGCUGCAAGCUCUCGAUCUCAUCUCCUCAUCUGAGGACGACAUUCGUCUCCCAGAGGAUGAUGAUGAUGACUCCGAGGAGACCGAGGGCGUCCAGCAUGUCCUUGAAGACAGUGACGUCCAAGAGGAUGAAGCUGCCGAAGAUGAUGCCCUCACCCGGAGCAGGCGGCAUAAACAGAUAAACGAGGACCUUAUUACAACGGCUGAAUCAAGUCCUAGCGGACAAGAUAAUGAUGCCGAUGAUACCGCACCGCCUUCCCCUGUUGUGAAAAGUUUGACAGGCUUUUUUGCUGCCGAAGACGAUCUGGACCUAAGCUCUGACGAUGAUGACGACGUUCCUGUUGCAAAGAGGGCUAAGUUAUUUUCUGGGAAGUCCGAGUCAGCUAAAGAAUCGAUCCCCUCGCCUCCAAUUUAUGCCACGGUUGACGCUGUGGUAGAUUUUGCCGAGCAGUUCACCCGACUAGAGUCUGAAAAUGCUCAUCUUCGGAAGGUCAUCAAAACUUCAUCUGACCAGGUGCUGGAGGCCAACAGGCUUGCUGCCAAUGCUAAAAACGAAAACACCUCGCUGAAGGAUGAGUUGAAAAGGCUGAAGCGACAGAUGAAGGACGAACAAGAUGCCAAGCGCGAGGCUACAGCCGCAGCCGAUAAAAAGGAAGGCGUCCUUCGUGAAUCCAUCACGAAUUUAUUGGGUUGCUUAUCUGCCCUCUUCCAGGUGCUACCGACAUAA
Messenger RNA from Lolium perenne, 816 nucleotides. The record is from RefSeq and is a predicted model, not a curated record. Lineage: Eukaryota; Viridiplantae; Streptophyta; Magnoliopsida; Poales; Poaceae.